Molecule: messenger RNA, 568 nt
Organism: Acanthoscelides obtectus
Lineage: Eukaryota; Metazoa; Arthropoda; Insecta; Coleoptera; Chrysomelidae
Source: the annotation of a GenBank genome assembly
ACCUAUACACAAGACUGCAGAUCUCAUAUACCAGUAAAAAUGAAUGAUCCUGUAUACACAGUUUUUUUCUUGUGACGACAAAGCUGGCUACCAAUAAUGCUGAAUAAAAUUAGUCAAUAUCCUUGAAAUACGAUCUUAUUGAUGCAAAUUUGUUUUUUGGGUAGUCCUCCCCACUGCUAAUGUUUAGUAUAAAAGAACUAUGCAGAACUAGUGAAGUUGUGAUUUGAUCCAGACUUGAAUCAAAUUGUGUUCUCAAGAUGUUUAAGCUGUUCGCCAUUGUCUUCGCUGCCCUCGUGGCCAUAGCUUCAGCCGUACCAGCCCCUGAGGCUGCUCCAGUUGCCGCCCCUAAGGCCCAGCCGAAUCCUGCCCCAGCCCCUGUCUACUACGCCGCCCCUGCUGUCGCUUACACCGCUCCUUACGCUUACUCCGCCUACGCGCCAGUCGGUGUCGCCACCUACCAUGGAGCAGCUGCUCACUACGUCGUCUAAAUGGCUGUUCUCGAGGAUUGUUUUUCGGUUUUGGAUUUUGAAAAAUAUUUUAGGGUGAAAUAAAGCAGUUAUAAAAAAUA